CAGCAGUGCUGCUACCUGACGGAGACAGUUCAAGCGAUCAUUAGCCGGUUUCCCUGCAAUGCCUCUCAGCUGGUCUUCGAACUGGACUCAGAGAAGAGGGCUCAGGUCACCUGCAACCAGAUCAUGAUCCAGAUUAACGACCUCCAGAAGGAAGUCACCAUCCUCCACAAUCUCCUGUUCCAGAUGAACGAAGCUGGAGAUUGCUGUCAUCUUCCUCAGCCUGGUUCCCGUGGCAACUGGAGGAUGCAGUUUCUAACCAGAGUGGCACUGAGCGCCCUUGGAGCCACCUUCCUCUUGCUCUUCUACCAAGCUUUCAGUGGGAAGGUUUAGCUGCAGACCCACAGGAAUAUCUUUUAAUGUCUCUCCUUCAGUUAAUGAGGUCCAUCAUAGUAUUUUCUGUUGGACUGCAGCGGAUCUGCUGCCUUCACUUGUUUUAGGACUGUUUGAGAGUCCAAGUGUUACCUGUUUCAGAAUGUUUGGCUAGGUUCCUAUGCUGGAGAAACCCCAGGAACCCCCAGGUUCAGUCACCGUGUGAAAUAUCCUAAUGUUAACUAAUUGUUUUCAGUUUAAAAAAUAUUUUUUAAUCCAGAAACUGAACCUCAAAACAUAAUUUGAAUUUACUUUAAACGUCAUUUUCUCUUCAUUAAACAUGUUAAAUACAAUGACCAGCCUUGAUGCUCGUUGUUAAAGGGGGGAACAGAUUUCUCCAGUCAGACUGGACUGAUACUAUAGACUUGUGCUGCAGCAAAUACAAAGUGGUCUUUGGUUUUCUUCCACGGGGAUCAUGGAGAAAAUCCAAUUUGCCCACUAAUCUCAUGUGGUCAGGGUCUCCGGUGACACCAGGGCCAGAUCAAAGAUGGAGGAAAUACUGUGUGACGGUGGUACUGAUUUCCAGAGACACUUAAAAAAGGCUGUGAUAGAUAAUCCAAUUAAAAUGGACACAUCACCUUUAGGUGGGAGAAUCAGUGUGAUUGUUUUAAACUCAUUCCUGAGUUAGACUGACUCAUUGCUGUAAAAUAACAGUGCGUCAUGCUUUGGCCAGCAGAAGUAUUUGGCACUUGUGGAUCAUUUCAGUAAGUCAGUGAGCUGUCUCGUAUUAAGUAGGGUUUUCUCGAGUUUUGGCCUAAAAUUAAAGUUACUGAGUAAUGAAAAUGAGCUACAUGAGCUCCCAGAGGAGACGGGUCAUUCUGUAAGGCGGUUGUAGCUGAAUGAUCGGCCCUCAGAUCAAUGAAUAAUAAAUUAGUCUGUGUCAGUGACCUCUACUGUUCCCGAGCUCGUGAAAGAUAGACUUUUCCUAAGAAAUACCGUGCGCAAAGAAAUAUAUCCUGUGCUAAAGAGGUCAGUCUUCUUCCCACGAGAUGAUAAAAGUGCGCAGACGUCGUGUUUCCUGACUUUGAGGGCGUUAUACACCCUGAAUCCCCGCUCGACGGUUUCUGCUUCGUUUUUUGUCCCAGGUUGUGUGUUUUUCUGCUGACUGACAUUGGCUGUGUGAGCAGGAGGAGUCCUCCCACAGGCCGGCUCCUACAGCGCGUCGGUGCAGUGCGCGUCGAGUCCAUCAGCCAUGGAGCUCCGGGCUGGACGCGGGCCAAGCCUGUCUGGUGUCAAACCAGCCUGAACAGAUAACUCUGAGACAUCUCAUUCCUGAGACGGGACUGCGCCCACCCUUUGUGUAAAGCAAUUUAAACCCGAUAGCACAUCAUCUGCCUAUCUCUGCUGGACUGUCAGACAGACGGCUUUACUUUUUCAUCUUAAGCACUUUGCCAUCGCGCACAGCCCGAGCCAGCCAUGGCUUUUACGCGCAAACCUCCGUCCACCGUCCCGUGAUGGUAUAUCCUUAAUCCAAGCGUGUUAAAGAGACUCAACAGGUUGUGAUUUCUCUGUUUUAUAUUUUUCUUUCAUCCGUGGAAAUGCUGCGUCCAGACGCAUAAAGAGCCAGAGUUUGGUUAAUAUGAAUUUACUGCCAAGCGGAAUAUGUUUCUAUUUAUCUGUGGCAGUCUGCUGGCUGACGACGGAGGUCGAUGCGUCCUGGUGGUACAUGGGCACCCUGGGGUCUCAGGUGAUGUGUGACAACAUCCCUGGUCUGGUGAACAAGCAGCGGCACCAAUACCCCAAAGUGAUGCAGGCCAUCGGGUUCGGGAUGAAGAACUGGAUCUCAGAGUGCCAGCAUCAGUUCCAGAACCACCGCUGGAACUGCUACACCGUGGCCAGGGACCACAAUCUUUUUGGACGCCUGCUGCUACGCAGCAGCCGUGAGGUGGCCUUCGUCUACGCCAUCUCCUCAGCCGGAGUGGUUUACACACUGGCACGAGCCUGCAGCCGGGGCGAGCUGGACUCCUGCUCUUGUGAUCCCACUAAGAAGGGCUCGUCGCAGGACGCCAAGGGCUCUUUUGACUGGGGAGGCUGCAGUGACCAUGUGGACUAUGCCGUGCGCUUCAGCCAGGCCUUUGUGGACGCCAAGGAGAGGAAGGAGAGGGACGCCCGGGCCCUGAUGAACCUGCACAACAACCAAGCUGGCAGGAAGGCAGUGAGGCGCUUCAUGACUCUGGAGUGUAAGUGUCAUGGUGUCAGUGGGUCGUGCAGUAUCCGGACCUGCUGGUUGGCCAUGGCCGACUUCCAACGCACCGGCGAUCACCUUCGCAAGAGGUACAACAACGCCGUGCAGGUGGCUGUUAACCAGUACGGCACCGGGUUCACUGCCAUGCACACAAACUUCAAGCGACCCAGCAAGAACGACCUGGUGUACUUUGAGGACUCGCCAGACUACUGCAUACGAGACCACGAGUCAGGCUCGAUGGGGACCGGAGGGAGGGUGUGCAACCGGACAUCUCGUGGCGUGGACAGCUGCGAGGUGAUGUGCUGUGGCCGAGGGUACGACACGUCACAGGCCAGCCGCACCACCAAGUGCGAGUGCAAGUUUCACUGGUGCUGCGCUGUGCACUGCCGCGACUGCCACCAGCAAGUCGACGUGCACACCUGCAAGAGCCAGACGUGACCUGAACACUACUGACGAUAAACCAGCAGUCGCAAAGGAUCACGGUGCUACUGCCACCUUGACUGCUGAGCUACAAGUUUCCCAUCUGAAAUGAUAUUCUGACUUUGUGCGAGGCCCCCGUUUCUGUGGCAGAGCCCCUGUCAGGCAGCAGCCAGCCUGGGUUUCUGUUGGAGUCUGGCCAACUUGGUUUUCAAAAGCUGACUGGCUCAAUCAGAAUUUAAAAAGGCCC
Molecule: messenger RNA, 3221 nt
Organism: Monopterus albus (swamp eel)
Lineage: Eukaryota; Metazoa; Chordata; Actinopteri; Synbranchiformes; Synbranchidae
Gene: wnt2
Product: wingless-type MMTV integration site family member 2
Biological process (GO): neuron differentiation; canonical Wnt signaling pathway; cell fate commitment
Cellular component (GO): extracellular region
Molecular function (GO): cytokine activity; frizzled binding
Source: RefSeq, a predicted model, not a curated record